Molecule: messenger RNA, 178 nt
Organism: Rotaria sp. Silwood2
Lineage: Eukaryota; Metazoa; Rotifera; Eurotatoria; Philodinida; Philodinidae
Source: the annotation of a GenBank genome assembly
AUGGUUUACAAUGAUCGCGGAACAGGUCCACUCUACUUUUAUAAUGUACCGAAAAAUGGUGCUACACUUACAGGUCAAGGGUACAGACCAUACUACGGCUUUGCAUGGACUGGCUACGUUGUUAAAAUAGAUCCAGAUCAAGAAAACACAUUUAACGCGACUAGACUUCUUCCUGGUC